AUGUUAAAAGACCUGAAAAUUUGCCACAUGAUUGGGGAAGGGGAGGGGGAAUCCCAUGGCUAUGAGGAGGACAAAAACACUCAUGGAAACAAAGUUGAAGGUUACCAGCAGACUCCCCCUUUGGAUAAAAGGAAGAGGGCAAUCACUGCCCGCCGGCAGCAUCUCAAGAGUGUUAUGCUCCAGAUUGCUGCUACUGAACUUGAAAAAGAAGCUACAGCUAAGGAACAAGAAAAAGCCAACUACCUUGAAGAACAUUGUCCAGCUCUGCAUAUCCCACAUUCUAUGCAAGAACUGCAGGAACUGUGCAAAAAGCUUCAUGCUAAGGUAGAACAGGUUGAUGAGGAAAGAUACGACACAGAGAUGAAAUUACAGAAAACUUCUAAGGAGCUUGAAGAUUUGAGCCAGAAACUGUUUGACCUGAGGGGCAAGUUUAAGAGACCACCUCUGCGUAGAGUCCGCAUGUCUGCUGACGCUAUGCUGCGUGCCCUUCUGGGCUCCAAACACAAAGUCUGCAUGGAUCUUAGAGCUAACCUGAAGCAAGUCAAGAAGGAAGACACUGAAAAGGAGAAGGACCUGCGUGAUGUAGGUGACUGGAGGAAGAACAUUGAAGAGAAGUCUGGAAUGGAGGGCAGGAAGAAGAUGUUUGAAGGCGGCGGCGGCGAGUAAUAUGAACCCUGCAGCUGUUCAGUCUGAUCCUCAUCCCUGUCCAAGUCCCAAUGCUUUUCUUCCACCUAUCUUGCCACCUCACUUCCUGCCAAUUCUUUACAGCACUGUUUUUGGGAUGACUUUCCUCAGGCCACAGUUGCAUUUCAUAGAGCAAUCCACCGUACAGACCCUACCCACAGCCUGAUCCCAUACUAUUGCUGGGAAGACUAUUGUCUUGAGCUGUGAGUGUCUUAAAAUACAUUUUGCAACCAUUGUAGUUGCAUAAGCGUAAACAAUUCAGUCCUCAUAAAUCCUGUAAUUUGGUAGGAUCUGUUGUUACAGAGUGAACUAAACUGAUGUAAAUAAAGCUUUGGAAGUAUG
Molecule: messenger RNA, 1026 nt
Organism: Rhineura floridana
Lineage: Eukaryota; Metazoa; Chordata; Lepidosauria; Squamata; Rhineuridae
Gene: TNNI2
Product: troponin I2, fast skeletal type
Exons: 6
Coding region: 1-666 (221 amino acids)
Biological process (GO): muscle contraction
Cellular component (GO): troponin complex
Source: RefSeq, a predicted model, not a curated record